GGGGCUUCUGAGUUUGAGCUGCAUGCAGAAAUGUAAGGCAGUGUUUCCUGGCUCUGAUGGCAAAAUGGGACCCAGCUCCAGAUAUUCCUCGGGCUUCCCAGCUUUGCAGAUCUGGGCCAGAACCUACAUAAGCAUAUUGGUGAUGUAGCCAGCUUUGAAGGCCGAGAGAAUCCUUAUGGAUUCAGGAGACUGGUUUUUUAUUUAGAGUUUUAUUUUUUAUUUGGAAGAUGAAAUGCUUCUCUCGUUACCUGCCUUACAUCUUCAGACCUCCGAAUACCAUCCUCUCUUCCAGCUGCUACACGGAAGUUUUGCCUAUACUUUCGAAAUUGGUACUAUCAAGCAAAGCAGAAUAGAGGAAGAUCAGUCAAAACAAGAUGCUGAGGGCAAUACAGGAUUUCCGAUCAAGUUAAUAGGAAAUCAAACUUCUUCUCUGCCAUGCCCCUGUGCCAUGCUGUCCUGCCUCGGAGCCAGCGGACUAUGGACUGAAACCUCUACAAACUCUGACAUUAUCUCUACGGUAGAAUUCAACCACACAGGAGAAUUACUAGCGACAGGGGACAAGGGGGGUCGGGUUGUAAUAUUUCAACGAGAGCAGGAGAGCAAAAAUCAAGUUCAUCGUAGGGGUGAAUACAAUGUUUACAGCACAUUCCAGAGCCAUGAACCAGAAUUCGAUUACCUGAAGAGUUUAGAAAUAGAAGAAAAAAUCAAUAAAAUAAGAUGGCUUCCUCAGCAGAAUGCAGCUUACUUUCUUCUGUCUACUAAUGAUAAAACUGUGAAGCUAUGGAAAGUCAGUGAACGUGAUAAGAGGCCAGAAGGCUACAAUCUAAAAGAUGAGGAGGGUCGGCUCCGGGAUCCUGCUACCAUCACAACCCUGCGGGUACCUGUCCUGAGACCCAUGGACCUGAUGGUGGAGGCCACCCCACGAAGAGUAUUUGCCAACGCACACACGUAUCACAUCAACUCCAUAUCAGUCAACAGCGACUAUGAAACCUACAUGUCUGCUGAUGACCUGAGGAUUAACCUAUGGAACUUUGAAAUAACCAAUCAAAGUUUUAAUAUUGUGGACAUCAAGCCGGCCAACAUGGAGGAGCUCACCGAGGUGAUCACAGCCGCAGAGUUCCACCCCCAUCACUGCAAUACCUUCGUGUACAGCAGCAGCAAAGGGACAAUCCGGCUGUGCGACAUGCGGGCGUCAGCCCUGUGUGACAGGCACACCAAAUUUUUUGAAGAGCCGGAAGAUCCAAGCAACCGAUCGUUUUUCUCUGAAAUCAUCUCUUCGAUUUCGGAUGUGAAGUUCAGCCACAGUGGGAGGUAUAUCAUGACCAGGGACUAUCUGACCGUGAAAGUCUGGGAUCUCAACAUGGAAAACCGCCCCAUCGAGACUUACCAGGUCCAUGACUACCUCCGCAGCAAGUUGUGCUCCCUCUAUGAAAAUGACUGCAUUUUUGAUAAAUUUGAGUGUGUGUGGAAUGGGUCCGACAGUGUCAUCAUGACAGGGUCCUACAACAACUUCUUCAGGAUGUUUGACCGAAACACCAAGCGGGAUGUGACGCUUGAGGCCUCGAGGGAAAACAGCAAACCCCGGGCUAUCCUCAAACCCCGAAAAGUGUGCGUGGGGGGCAAGCGGAGAAAAGACGAGAUCAGCGUCGACAGUCUGGACUUUAGCAAAAAGAUCUUGCAUACAGCUUGGCAUCCUUCAGAAAAUAUUAUAGCAGUGGCGGCUACAAAUAACCUAUAUAUAUUUCAGGACAAGGUUAACUAGGAAGACAAGUUAUUACUUAAUCUCACAUACUGAAUAUUAGUCAAACGAGUUUUUAAAUGUUUCUUUGGGUCUUCAUUUGAUGCAUUGACUUUAAUUUCCCUAUGCAUAAAACAAUUGGAAUAGGAUUAAAAAGGAGUCCAACUUUCCCAACUCCCCGGUUCUAAGAAACUUUUAUCAACCCGAUAGGCUUGGGCCACUUUGUUUAGAAUCGAGAGCUGCCAGCUAACAGUAAUUCUCUCAUAGUUGACUUGAAUUUCUGAUGCUUUUAUUGCCCAGUUUUCUCUGGUGGGUCCAGUGUUUUGUUUCUAGGUGUCUGCUGCGGUAAAAUAAGGUUGUCUGUAGUAUUUAAAAAGAAAGAUAAGUUUUUUUUUUAAUUAAGCGAUUCCAUUUGAUUGAAAAAUUGACAAAAAAAAUAAACACCAUUUACUCUA
This is a messenger RNA of Cavia porcellus (domestic guinea pig), 2193 nucleotides long. It is a transcript of the gene Ppp2r2b, whose product is annotated as protein phosphatase 2 regulatory subunit Bbeta. The transcript is spliced from 11 exons. Lineage: Eukaryota; Metazoa; Chordata; Mammalia; Rodentia; Caviidae. Gene Ontology annotation, cellular component: cytosol; protein phosphatase type 2A complex. The record is from RefSeq and is a predicted model, not a curated record. Gene Ontology annotation, molecular function: protein binding; protein phosphatase regulator activity. Bases 233 to 1762 code for a protein of 509 amino acids.